Oncorhynchus mykiss (rainbow trout) is the source of this 5386-nucleotide messenger RNA. The record is from RefSeq and is a predicted model, not a curated record. NCBI's taxonomy places the organism in Eukaryota, Metazoa, Chordata, Actinopteri, Salmoniformes, Salmonidae.
GCAUUAGCAGCACAGCCAGCGUUGUUCUCGGUUUAACCUCCCUCUCUCUUAACUGCUGUACUGAAUGGCUAUCCUGUCCUGGAAAUGCCAGCUAAGCCCCCAGUCUGUGCUCUACGCAGGAGCUCUUAAUGCUCUCUUCCAACACACACACCUCCCUCUUUCUCUCCCUCUCUCUCUCUCUUUCUGCCACGCUCCCACGCUUGGGGAACAAGGCUCAACCGGUGGUGGUGGGAGAACCGGGACUGGAGUGUUUAGUGCUGUCGUCACUGCUCUUGAUUGUUUGACCCUGGGAGAAAGUUCUGCCACAGGGGGAAAUAUGUGUCUGAAACCGAGGGGCUGGAACAGACAGAAUAGGAGAGGGAUACCACGAGCGUGAGAGCCUCGGCUCAGGCUUUGACCAUUCAGCUACCGGACGCCAGUGUGGCUGAGAGACUGGAGGCUCAGGAGGCCAGAGGAAGAUGUUGAACCCAUGGGGGUUGUUCCUCUGCCAGCUGGUAAUAAACACGUCCUACCAUGUCAUCAAAGCCAGCCUCUGCCUGGGUGGGUCGGACAUCUUUGCAACGGUGAGCGAGAACAGCCCCGUAGGAGAGUUCAUAGCGAACCUCAGCAUCAUCGGAGACCCUACAGGAGUCAAUAGCAUUCGCUUGUGCCUCACCGGAGAGAAUGCCAAUUGGUUCUACCUUGAAGGGAGAACCAUCAGGCUAAACUCAUCCGUUUUAAGAGUCCUGGAUCGAGAGCUUUUUCUCUCCAAGCGCCAGGGAUCUGUAUUGAUGGCAGCAUUAACAUGUUAUGAAGAUGACAUAAUACAGAGUGAAUACAGGGUCAUAGUUGAGAUCCUGAAUGAAAACGACAACAAACCAAAGUUCUUUGAGAAGACUAUACAACCACGUUACAUAAGUGAGCUCACUGCAGUCAACUCUGUAGUCUUCACUGUCAAGGCCAUCGAUGCUGAUGGAGACACCAUCACCUACAUCAUCGACAGAGCCUUGCCUGAUGCCAGCUAUUUCAGGAUAGACCUACCCAACAGUGGUAAAGUGAUCCUGGACAAGCCAUUGGACUAUGAGACCAAAACCCAGCUGCAGCUAGUCAUCUACGCUGUGGAAACCAACACCAAGGAGUGGUACAACACUUCCGCCUCUCUGACUGUGCACGUGAAGGACGGGGACGACCAGUACCCUCAGUUCCUACCGUGCACACCCAUCUCCCAGGACAACAAACACACGGUUGUCUGCACCAAUCCCGUCUACACAGUCAACAUCACAGAAAAGGACCAGGACAUGUUACUGAAUUUCUCUCCUGGUCCAAUUCAUGCCGAAGAUGGAGACAGAAGCCUUGAUACGCCUUUGCUCUACUCCAUUCUCUCAGGUGCUGACAAAAACAGGUUUCAGAUUGACAACCGAACAGCAGAGAUCACAUUGACUAGACGGGUGGAAAACAGACACAUGACACCUACAUUCCGACUACGCAUCAUGGCAUCUCAGCUGAAUGACCCAAAGAAGUACAGUGUGGCGACAGCGCUGGUCCGGGUGCUAGCAGAGAACCGGUUCCCUCCCCUCUUCAACAGAACCACGUACAAGGGCUUCAUCGUCGAGAACUCCAGUCCUGCCACGCUAGUCUCCACCUAUGGGAACGAGGUGCUUCUCAUCCAAGCCAUUGACCAGGACUUUGUAGAUGGGGUGAAUCCAAAAAUGCAUUACUCUCUCCCGCCCACAUCAGCCACAACUGCACUGUACCACAUCACCCAGGAAGGGGUUAUCAUCGCUAAGACCGACCGCCUACGACCCUUCGAGAGGCACUUCCUAGAGGUGGUCGCUAUGGAUGAGGAAUCAGGUGAGGUUGCAAAAGCCUCAGUCGACAUAGAGCUGCUACAAAGAGGCCAGCCAGUUCCACGGACACCUUUCGGAGAAGAGCGGUUGUUCAGAGACCUGGAUGUGAGGAUGGCUGGCGGUAUCAUGGGUGGGAUGCUGCUGCUGUUAGUGGCCAUCCUGUUCCUGCUGAUCCGAUGGGCCAAGAGGAGACGGAGACGGGACCCGGCCAGACGAGGGGCUGUCAUCCUGGGGAAGCACCCCAAUGUGGAUUUGCAUGAGCCCUGUCAUCCUCUCCAGGCUCCUUAGAGAGGGAGAACACACAUCACUCACACCACUCUGGACAUCAAUCACACAUCCACAGACUGGACUGCUUUUAAUUGUGAUUCAUUAUCAGUUAUUAUGUCUGUAUGACAUGUACUGUAUAUACUGUAGUACUAUCUCUUUAGAAGCACUGUUGCCUUUAGAGAUGUUAGUACUGCAAGACAUUAGACAUUAGUACUGUAAGUACACCCAUUGGCUCGUCUCGCUCGCUGCUGUAUUGCCAUCUAGUGUCUUGCCCCAGGGGGCCCUUCAUAGUGUCGAGUUUCAGGAGAAGAUGCUGGAGUUUGUCCUUUUUCAGAGAGAGAUCUAUCAGAGAAAAUAAAAUAAUACAUUAACUUUAGCUAAACGCAAACCAAACAUUAACUAGGUCUACAUUUUGAAGAAUAAUUUUGCAUCCUAGACAGUGAAAGGCCUAUUUCUUAGGGUCAUGCUCUGAUCACUACCACAUGCUGUGAAAAACAUGAUUCAGGUACAUUAGUAUCAACAAAUCCACCCAGUUCAUUUCCCCUUCUCCCUGUCAAAGACCUAUGACAUUUCCCUCUGACCACUGACCUUUGACAUGGCGUUCCUUCUGGGCCCUGAGAUGGGAACCGGCCUGCUGUUUGAGAUGGAGUAGGUACUCAUGGCUGCUGGGGGGAGUGUUGGAACUGGAGGGCCCUACAUCAUUAUCAUCAUCAUUCCCUUUGGUGCUAUAGCCCUCUAUGAAAAGACAAAUCCUUCCACUCAAGUGAUGUUUUGUCUUGCCUCAAGAACAUCCUGGUUAGCGGGUUUUUGACUGAACAGGGCCCUCAGUCAAGAGAUACUCUUCAACGCAAUCUAGUGUUUGGAAUGUAAGGAGUGUCUCACCAUGAUCAAUGGACAGGAAGUUAUCAUCGAUGACCUCAUAAUUCUCUGCCCUUUGGCUUUUGCUGUGAUUGGUGGAGGGGACAUUUACAGGUGUGCUCGGACCUAUACUUGAGAGAUGUAAAAAUCUGCCCUGAGACAGAGGCAAUACCCAAAGAUAAUCAUCUGCUUUUGACAGUUGUUAGCCCUAAAUUAACAUGACGUAAUCCAUUCAAUCAUCACGCGCCUGCAGUCUUUUUUGGACCUAUCAUUUGUUACACAAAUGCUCUCUUUUUUACCAGGGUUGAGAUUGUUCUCCCUAGGCUGUGAUGGCGGGGUAACAUUCCUUGACACCAGCCCUUUCUCCACGUACUGAGGAACAUUGCUUAUCACCCUCUCGGUGGAACAUCUGCAAAAACACAAUAAACCAUAGUGUUGCGCUCAUAAGCCAGUUAUCCAAUUAGUGGCAGAAGAAAAACAACAUAUAAAAGACAAAGCAAGUCAAGCCAUGGCUGUGAUGUUGGGUGUUGGCUGUAAUAGAAGGCUACAAACUACAAAACAAAUAAACAGUUGGCUGUGAUUUAGUAUUCUACUGUAGUCGGCCUGUGUAUUGUGCCAGUAACUGCAAUGCAGUUACAUGGUAACAGGUACACUCAGCAAAUACACUCAUUUUGCAUCUACACUGCCUCCACAAUUUCUUUCAAACAUUCAGCAGGGGGUCUACUACCUUGAAGAAUUCAAAGAGUUCUGCUCGGAGGCAGAGACAAGGUCCUCUCUUCCUGUUUUGAUCCACUCCCCAUGAAAUGAUGCCUAGAUAUGGGGAAAGUGUUAGAGAAAGAAAUUAAAAACAGCAUGCUGGUGAAUUCAAUGGAUCACAUUUCAAUUAUUUUACUCACCAUAGUCAAAAUUAGGUCAACUCUAGUACACUAUGGUAUCACAGACUUGCAUUCACUUCAUUUACUGAUGUUUAGAGGACAGAAAGAGCCCGUGCAGGUUAUUCCACAUAUCCCUUCCAAAGGUCAUGGCUGAGAUGAGACAUAUGGACAUUAGUGAGAGAUGACAAACAAGAGCACGUAGAAAACCAUUUUAAAGUAGACGUAUGGAUCAAUGCACAUUUCCGCAAUUGUUAGUUCACAAUGGGCAGUUGCCAUGGGGAUAGAAUAUCAAAACAUUCAAGGUGAAAUCAAAAACUUCAGACCUGAAAAGAUUUGGGGGUACAUAAUGUUUCCUGCUAUAAUUAUAUGUGUAUGGAACCACUUGUUGAAGUGGACGGAUGAAUAAUGGCUACAAUGCCUCCUAUCGACUAUAUCAUCAACCAUUACCGUUCUCCUAGCAGCAGGAUAAUAUGGAUAAUAAGGAUAACACAUUCCCACCACUAACGUGUCAAUACUAUCUCACAAUUUCUACUUAUUAUAGACAUUUGUAGAUACCUAAGUAAACAUUUCUAGAGAAUGUCGAAACAUUUACAGACACUGAGGCGAGGUUUAGCAUGUCUUUGCAGGGAGACUGAAUGUGUUGCCAUUAUAAUAGCCUAUGGAAGCCCAUUCUCCCCCAUCAUUUUAUUUUUAAUGUCAAUACUAUCUCAUAGCAUUUGUUUCUUCAUUUGUAACAUUUUGUGAUUACAUUGGGGGGUUCAACCUGUCAACUAUCAGCUAAUCAUGAGUCUUGUCAGAUAAUCAUCAAGCCCUUGAUUGGGUGAAUCAGGUGAACUAAUUCAGGGCUAAAACAAAAUUGUGAAACGUCUGGGUGUCCCCGAGGAGGUGUUUUAGAUGCACUGGGCUAACCUAAUCAGGUUAAACUCCAGACCCUAGUUGGAGGGUAUGACAUAAAAUGGUUUUAUAUGGGCUAUGAUGAGACCAUAUUCUUUCUAAUUAAGUCAUAUGGUAAAAAUAAAUAAUAGACAACUGCAAUUGGACAAUAGAACUAACAGGGGCGUGUUUGCUUUAUGCAGGGUUGCAUCAUGUUGGCCUUUGCAUCUGUAAUACAUUUUAAAAAAGGUUACUCACACAGUAUGUCAACACUAUUGUGUUAAUUGAUUCAUUCCAGUCAAUAAUUGUGGAUUGAAGGUCUAGGUAGCCUAGCCACCUGAAAUUUGAAUAUUAACCAAAUUUGAUCACAUUCACAUUUUCUCUUAACACAAAUAAAUAGGACCAUUUUAGGCUAUAAAUACACAGCUUAGGCUACAAAUACAUGACGUUACUGGUUAUUUUCCCCUGGCCAGAGGGGAUUAGCGCUUAAUAGGCUUCUCUACCUGCAGCUGUGGUUGUUAUCAGUAGGCUACCGUUGAUCAGACUGAAGAAAAGAUAAAUUGUGCACGAGUUGACAAAUCAUGAUGCAAAUCAGUCUAAACAACUUUACUUUGUCCCUAUUUUCUUUUCUUUUUUGGAAUUUUACCCCUUUUUCUCCCCAAUUUCAUGGUAUCCAAUUGUUAGUAG